Molecule: messenger RNA, 3826 nt
Organism: Ananas comosus (pineapple)
Lineage: Eukaryota; Viridiplantae; Streptophyta; Magnoliopsida; Poales; Bromeliaceae
Product: disease resistance protein RPM1-like
Exons: 2
Coding region: 952-3672 (906 amino acids)
Biological process (GO): defense response to other organism
Molecular function (GO): ADP binding
Source: RefSeq, a predicted model, not a curated record
UAUUUGUGUAGGGUUGAUUAAAUUUGGUAAUUAGUUUUUAUUUAUUUUUCCAUAUUACCCUUACGAAUAGUAACAUGUUGAGCAGGUUACUACCUAGUGUAUUGAAGCAUUUCUCUAUAUUUGUUUGUUUGUUUUUUUUUUUCUUUAUUGAACAUGAAAAGAUAAUAUUUUGGCCUUGGUUGGAUGAACUUAGGUUUUCUUUUUUUGUUUUUAAACUUGGCUUCUAUGUGACCAAAUGUGCCUGCAGCUGCUUUCUGUUUUCUUUGUUAUUGUUGGUUAGCGUGCAAUGCUCUGAUCAGAUGCCAAAUAGCCUCGUCUAAUUAUUGUUUAGAAAAAAAAAAGGACAUAGAAGCAAGAAGAAAUUAGUGCUUUCUUUUUGUUCCUUGUCGCAAACAAUCUGUCACUUGUGGAAAGAAGCAAUCAAGCCUAACCUCAUGUGAAAGUAUAUAUUUUUUCUUUCUCUUUUUUGUGAAUUACAAUGUUUGAUGUUGUUAGAUAUACGAACAACCAUUAUUCUCUAAAAGUUUAAGCUGCAAUAAUACGAUGUUCUUAAGAAAGAAAUUAAUAAUGCUGAGAGGCUGAUGGGACUCGAACUCAGGACUUCUGCCGCUCAAAAUACUAUAGUAAUGUUUAUAGGUUUAGCCCUAUUUUAUCUUAUAUAUAGGACUAUUCUAAAUCCCUACGGUGUCACAUUCUUCUCCCUUUUAAACCCCGAUAUUCUCGCUGGGCUCAAGCACCCGCCCUGACAUUCCCGUUAGGCUCGAGCACCCUUGUCACAUUCCUCCCCCUUAUGCCCUAACAUUUCCGUGAGGCUCGAGCACCCACCCUGACAUUUAGAUUCUGACUCAGUCGGGACUCAUCUCUCUCAGUGCUCAGUCGAGACUCAUCUCACACUUCAGGAUUGGAUUGCUGCUAUAACAGUAUAACAUCGCAACAGCAGAGUUAGGCAGCAUGGCCGAAGCUGCGGUGUUUCAUGUACUCAACAAGAUUGCAGCUUCGUUGGCAGGUACAAUAAGCGAUGAAUUAGUCAAAGAAGUGUCGGCCUUGCUAGCAGUCAAGAACAGCAUGAAACAAAUCAAGAGCGAGUUUGCGGUGAUGCGAGCCUUUGUAAGUCAAGUCAACGCAUACGAUUCUCGUAACGAAACCUUGGCGGCGUGGCUCGAACAAGUCAAGAAGGUUGCAUUCGAAGUCGAGGAUAUAAUCGACGAGUACACUUAUCUCGUUGGGAAAGAAAACGUCAGCAGCUUCUGGAAUUCCCUGAAGCAAGCGUUUCGUCAUUCGAAAAACAUCGCCGCAUGGCACGGUAUCGCCGAUCAGCUCAAACAGGUGGAAACUCGUCUAGAGAGGCUCACAAAAAUGAGACACCGGUACGGCAUUUCAGUGAGAGAAACCGCGUCGAAUUCCACUGCUCUUAGGCAGCGGCGAGCGUUCGAUAUUCCGCACUUGAGCAACGAAGACGAGAUCGUGGGGAAUGAUGAGGAAACCAAAAGGUUGAUUGAAUGGCUGACCGACGGGAGGGAAGCUCGCGCCGUCAUUUCCAUUUCGGGCAUGGGAGGGUUGGGUAAAACAACGCUGGCGAACAGCAUUUUCAAGAAUCCGACAGUUAAACGCCACUUCAACUGGAGCGUAUGGAUCUCCGUCUCGCAAAGCUAUCGAGUCGAAGAUCUACUGCGAAGGAUCUUAACACACAACACGGGCAAAAACGAGGAGAUUCUAAAUGGCAUCGACACUAUGGACCGGAUUGAACUAGCGGAGAAGGUUCAAAUCUAUCUGCGGGAAAAAAGGUACUUGAUCGUCUUAGAUGAUGUUUGGAGCAGAGACCCCUGGUCUUCGUUGGAUCACGCGUUCGUGAGAAACAAUUUCAGGAGCAGAGUGAUCAUCACGACGCGGACGGAAGAUGUGGCUUCGUUGGCGGACGAGAAUCGCCGCUUACGGCUUAGCACUUUGCCGAAGGAGGAAGCGUGGGAUCUGUUCUGCAAGAAAGCGUUCUCGAAGCUCGCGGAGAAAUGCUGCCCGGAGGAUCUUAAGGACUGGGCUGAAAAGAUUGUGGACAAGUGCCAAGGGUUGCCGCUCGCUGUCGUGGCGAUCGGCAGUCUGUUAUCCUACAGACGGCAGCAGGAGCAGGAGUGGAAGUCGUUCUACGAUCAGCUUAGCUGGCAGCUGACGAACAAUCCGGAGCUGAACUGGGUGGCGAGCGUUCUAAAUCUCAGCUUCGACAACCUGCCGAGCUAUCUAAAGAACUGCUUUCUGUACUGCGGCCUAUUCCCAGAGGAUUAUCUGAUAAAGCGGAAAUGGUUGAUCAGGCUGUGGACGGCCGAAGGAUUCAUCGAAGAAAGGGGGCCGGAGACGACAAUGGAGGAAGUGGCCGACGGCUACGUGAAGGAACUCGUUCAUCGAUCGAUGCUACAGGUCGUGGAACGGAACGACUUUGGAAGAGCGAAAACGCUUCAAAUCCACGAUCUCGUGAGGGAAAUAACUCUGACCACGUCGAGAAAGGAAAAAUUUGGGAUCGUGUGCAACGGCCCGGGGGCAACGGUGUUGAGGGAACAAGCUCGUCGCGUGUCCGUUCAUAAAGACGGAUUGACCUCACAACCAAAUGGAAAUUUACGACAGCUUCGCUCGUUUAUUUUGUUCGAUAAACAACUGCCGCCAUCUAGUAUCGAAAACGCUUCAUCAAGUUUCAAGUUACUGAGGGUGCUCUGCUUGCGACACGCCAAGAUGGAGCAGAUCCCGGACGCGGUGUUCGAUUUGUUCAACCUGCAUUAUCUGGACUUACAAUACACGGAGGUGAAGAGCAUCCCGAAGUCGCUGGGGAAGCUCCAGAACCUGCAGACGCUCGACCUGAACGUGACCCGCGUGGAGAAACUGCCGCGUGAAGUCGCGACGCUGACGAAGCUGCGGCACCUGUUCGUGAGCUGCUACUACGACUUCGAGUGCAGAAUUUUCGACUGCUUCAGCGCGGUGUCGGUCCCGCACGACAUCUGCCGCCUGAAAGGCCUGCAGACGCUGCUCAACAUCAAAGCCGACAAGUUCUUGAUGCAGAACAUCGGAAGCUUAACGUCACUACGUAAUCUUUUUGUCAUGAAAGUGCGAGGCGCCUACUGCACGGAGUUGUGGGCCUCCCUGAAAAUGAUGCCCGGGCUCGUCACGUUGGGCGUCGUCGCGAGCGACAAAGACGAAUUGCUUCGUCUGGACAGCGUGCACCCGCUGCCGAGCCUGCAUAAGCUCUACUUGCAAGGAAGGCUGGACGAGGACGAGGCUCCGACCGUGUUCGCCAGCUUCGGAAGGCUCCGAGACCUGGCACUAGGCUGGUCAGGGCUGCAGAAUGAUCCAUUGCAUGCCUUCUCGCACAUGUCGAGCCUCGUAAACCUCCAGCUCUACCGGGUCUACAAGGGGCCGCGGUUGAGCUUUCGCGCCGGCUGGUUUCCUAGGCUGAAAAACCUGUUUUUAGCCGACAUGGCGCAAGUGAGUGUUAUUGAUAUCGAAGACGGAGCCAUGGAAAGCUUGUAUCAGCUGCGGCUUAUCGGCCUGUCGAGCUUGACGGCUGCACCGGCGGGUGUCGUUUACCUGCAGUCGCUGCAGGAGAUGUAUCUCACCGAUAUGCCGCAGGAGUUCAUUGGGAGCCUCGAAACAAGUGAAUUUCCAGAAUAUUUGUCAAUAUAUAUAUUUUGAUAUUGUUUUUAUUCUUCUUGCAUCCACGCACUACUAAUACUCUAAUUAAUCCAAAUAUUAUCUCAUUGGCUACAUUGCACUUUUGGUCCUCAAUCUAUGCAACAUGUGACAUUUUGGUCCUCAAAUUUGAAUUUGUUAUAAUAUUUAGUACGUA